Molecule: messenger RNA, 195 nt
Organism: Fusarium musae
Lineage: Eukaryota; Fungi; Ascomycota; Sordariomycetes; Hypocreales; Nectriaceae
Exons: 2
Coding region: 1-195 (64 amino acids)
Source: RefSeq, a predicted model, not a curated record
AUGGAAUCGGAUGGCGAUCUCAAAACCGCUAUUUCUCAGCCACAGAAGCCACCCAGAUUCCGGAAUCUCGGUCUAGCUCUGCGCGCAUUAACACUUUGUGUUACGAUCUCGGGCAUCGUCGUUGCAGCUAUCGCUUCAUCGAGGAACGCUGAGGCUAUUGGAAUACUAGGUCCUGCAAACUCGUCUGCUCGGUGA